Emericellopsis cladophorae is the source of this 963-nucleotide messenger RNA. RefSeq names its product protein YIPF5/7. Gene Ontology annotation, biological process: vesicle fusion with Golgi apparatus; endoplasmic reticulum to Golgi vesicle-mediated transport. The transcript has 2 exons. NCBI's taxonomy places the organism in Eukaryota, Fungi, Ascomycota, Sordariomycetes, Hypocreales, Bionectriaceae. The record is from RefSeq and is a predicted model, not a curated record. Gene Ontology annotation, cellular component: trans-Golgi network; membrane. Bases 1 to 963 code for a protein of 320 amino acids.
AUGGCCAACUACUACGCCCAGCACCCUCCACAGGGCGGCUACGCACCGCAAGGCGCCCAAAACCUCCAAUUCUACCCAUCAUCCUACGGCGCACCAGGCGCAUCCCCAGCACCACCAGGCGGCCCACAGUCCGGCGGCUAUGGGUUCGUUCAGUCGACAACGCCCUCUGGCUUCUCCAAUCCAGCUUUCGGGGCUGGACCCGGUGUGAGCGGACGGAUGGGCGAGCAGGGUGGCCUACGGACAGGAUGGCUCGCCGCAUUCUCGACGGAGGGGUAUGACCAAGAGCCACCGUUGCUGGAGGAGCUCGGCGUCAACUUUGGACACAUCCAGGCAAAGACCCUCGCCGUGCUGAACCCGUUCCGCCCGAUCAACCAGCACAUCAUGGACGAUUCCGACCUCGCCGGUCCCAUCCUCUUCUUUCUCCUCUUCGGCACCUUUCUGCUGUUCUCGGGCCAGGUCCAUUUCGGCUACAUCUACGGCCUCGCCGUCCUCGGCUCGUGCACCCUCCACAUCAUCCUCUCGCUCAUGUCGCCGACCGACGCCCAAGCCGCACAAGAACAGCCGGGUCCGUACCAGAACCACUACGCCGACCAGCAGCAGGGCGGCGGCGUCAGCGGCGGCCACUUCUCGGCGACACUGACGUUUCCUCGGUCGGCGAGCGUGCUGGGGUACUGCCUGCUGCCGUUGGUCGCCACCAGUCUGAUCGGCAUCGUCGUGCCCAUGAACACGCCGUUUGGCCACGUCCUCACGUCGGCCGCCAUCUUGUGGUGCACAUAUAGCGCGAGCGGAAUGUUCUGCGCCGUCGGCAGGAUGAGAGGCAUGCGGGCCCUGGUAGCGUAUCCCCUGGCCUUGUUCUACGUGGGGUUUGGUUUGAUGGGCAUCUUUAGCAGCCGAGCGGUGGCUAUCUGGAACCCCUUUGGCAGCGGGAGCGCAGACUCGAGUCAGGCCGACAUGGUACACUAG